Annulohypoxylon maeteangense is the source of this 1834-nucleotide messenger RNA. RefSeq names its product mitochondrial ribosomal protein. Bases 109 to 1551 code for a protein of 480 amino acids. Gene Ontology annotation, cellular component: mitochondrial small ribosomal subunit. The transcript is spliced from 2 exons. Gene Ontology annotation, biological process: mitochondrial translation. Lineage: Eukaryota; Fungi; Ascomycota; Sordariomycetes; Xylariales; Hypoxylaceae. The record is from RefSeq and is a predicted model, not a curated record. Gene Ontology annotation, molecular function: structural constituent of ribosome.
AUUACCAAAAUUUAGUUGGGUCCAAUUCGCGAUUUUGAGAUCGAAGCUAUCCAUAUUUCGUCCAUAUUCGAUAUUCGCAGAGGAGCUCGACUUCGAUUCCCACCAGCAAUGGCAAGCGCUAAUUGCUGGAGGUGCCUGGCACGGCCCUCGCAGAGGAUCACUUUGCCUACCUCCCUAUUAGCGACAUCAUCACCAGCAGCACCUACGGCGGCUUUCACGACUUCGGCUACGCAAUACACAAAAGCAAUGCGGCCGGCUCCAAAGAGCAAAGCUAAAGUCGUUGGUGAUGGCGGUAUGUCGAGACAUAUCCGUGCUGGAAAGAUGUUGAUUUUGAAUUCCAAGAAGAAACGAAGUCCGGAUAAAUUUAAACCACCGGCAUCGGGGGAACGAAAGGCUUUUCGAAAGCGUAUCCAGCUCACCAACGAUAAUGCGCUGGAGGUGAAGGGCCUACCGGAACUUACGGCUGAGAAUAUCAUAGACUCCGAAUCCGUAGGCAAAGUGAUCGGCUUCCCGGGGGAAUUGAUAGAUCAAUUAAGAGCUAGCGAGGCCUUCAAAGCGACACAAAACUGGAGCCUGUUUCGAUCACCGCAUUUGUUGGUUAGACAAGAAACGGUCGACCUAGCGAAACAACUUACAGAGGCUGCUAGCAAGAAAGAGACGUUAAGAUUGGUGCUUAAUGGGGAGAGAGCGGCUGGAAAGAGUAUCCUUGGUCUCCAAGCACAAGCCGCCGCGUUCUUGAACAAAUGGAUCGUCAUAAAUAUCCCAGAAGGCCAAGAUUUAGUCACAGCAGCAACCGAGUAUGCUCAUAUACCCAAUUCCGAGAUGUACUCGCAGCCCACCUACACGAUCAAGCUCUUCCAAGCCAUCUCCAAAGCCAACCAUGCCGUGCUUUCGCAACUCAAGGUCGAGCUGGACCACCUGCACCUCCCGAUCUCGGUGAACCGCGGCACGUCGCUCGCGGCCCUCGCCACCGCCACCAAGGAGCCCGAGUUCGCCUGGCCCGUCUUCCAGUCCUUCUGGAGAGAACUGAUGCAGCCCGGCCGCCCGCCCAUCCUGUUCACCCUCGACGGGCUCAGCCACAUCAUGCGCGUCAGCGACUACCGGACCCCGUCCUUCGACCUGAUCCACAGCCACGACUUCGGGCUGAUCCGGCUAUUCACCGACGCUCUCGGCGGCAAGUCCAAGUUCCCUAACGGCGGCGCCGUCCUCGGCGUCUGCACAAAGGGCAACACUCCCAUCCUCCCAUCCUUCGAAAAGGCGCUAGAGCAGGCCAUCGCCGCCCGCGACGGCCAGCCCCUCCCGCCCCGCGACCCCUUCUACCGCAAGUACGACGAGCGCGUGUUCGAGGCGAUGAACGGCGUCCAGGUCCUCGGCGUCCGCGGCGUGUCGAAGGCGGAGGCCCGCGCCCUCAUGGAGUACUGGGCCGCGAGCGGCAUCCUGCGCAUGCGCGUCGACGAGAAGAGCGUCAGUGAGAAGUGGACACUAGCCGGAAGCGGCAUACUCGGCGAGAUGGAACGGGUUGCGCUUUAUGAUGUGCGUAUGUCGAUGUAAAAAAGGAUGGGGGGAUAAUGAGGGAUCGGGACUUAGGACUUGUAAAUCUGUAUAAAGAGUUAAACAUAUGUGUCUAUGUCUAUGAGAUGUGUGAGGUGAUGACUGUUUUGGUUGAAUGGUGAUUUGUUUUAGGAUUUGCUGAUUGGUUGAAGCUUUGUUCCUGUAAGACUGAAUUUUAGGUGGUUUAUGACCAACUAGGUACCUACCUAGCGAGAAAUGUGUAUAAUACAAUGACUCUGGUUUAAAUUGAUUGUGUACUUAGGUAGGUAAGCCAAUAUAGAGA